CCCUUCCCAAACUCAUGGUGCAAACAAAUAGUAAACAUAACAGGAAGAAAUUAAGGGUGAAACAACAAAAGUGCCAGAUCAAAAUAUCCCACAGUGUCAAGCCAAAAUGAUCUUUUUAUUUUUUAUUUUGCUCAGGCGGCAGUUAGUCGCCAAUUUUCUCUGUCAGAGUAAGACCACAAAAUCAACAUGGCGGCACCCGGCUCAAAAUCUGUUCUUUUCGUCUGUCUAGGGAAUAUCUGCAGGUCCCCCAUCGCUGAAGCUGUUUUUAGGAAAAUGGCAGCUGAUUCUGGUGUUGUUGAUCAGUGGCGGAUAGACAGUGCUGCCACCUCUACCUAUGAGAUAGGAAACCCUCCAGACCACCGCGGUCAGGCGUGCAUGAAGAGGCACAACGUGCCCAUGAGGCAUGUGGCUAGGCAGGUGACCAAGGAUGAUUUUAUGAGCUUCAGCCACAUUCUAUGCAUGGACGACAGCAAUUUGAGUGACUUGAACAGAAAAGCAAAACAGGUGAAAAACAGCACUGCGAAGAUCGAGCUUCUCGGUUCAUAUGACCCAGAGAAGGAGCUCAUCAUCAAAGACCCGUAUUAUGGGGGCGACGAGGACUUUGAAAAAGUCUAUGAACAGUGUCUGCGAUGCUGCAAAGCUUUCCUGGAGGCGAACCCCUAACUGAAAUCUUCACGGAUUCAAGGAGAAACCUCAAAUAUCAACCUGAUAUUUUUGAUUGUGUCAUACGAGCACUUACCAUUAUAGUUCAUUAAAUCACUUAAAGACCCAUAUAUUUUUGGAUUGUUUGAAUAAAAGAGAUGCAAACAUUACAUUUAAAUGAGGGUUACAGCUGUACACGUGCACUGUAAACUUAUGCAGUUGAUUGUAUUAAAAGAGAAUUUGGACUGUGU
Oryzias latipes (Japanese medaka) is the source of this 893-nucleotide messenger RNA. RefSeq names its product acid phosphatase 1 (gene acp1). Gene Ontology annotation, cellular component: cytoplasm. Gene Ontology annotation, molecular function: non-membrane spanning protein tyrosine phosphatase activity; acid phosphatase activity. The record is from RefSeq and is a predicted model, not a curated record. Gene Ontology annotation, biological process: protein dephosphorylation. Lineage: Eukaryota; Metazoa; Chordata; Actinopteri; Beloniformes; Adrianichthyidae.